GUCACAUCCUUCCCGUGAUGCUUAGCGAGCCCGAAAUUGAACGUUCGGCAAAAGAAAACAAUUGUAUUUUGCACGCUCUGUUUUAAAGAGUCAAACGCAUAAAACAAGAUAUUUCAACUGGAAUUGACACCACUAAGAAAAACAAGUCAACGGCGCGUGACAAGGAGAGCGUAUCCGGGAGGGGCAUCAUGGAUCAGGACUAUGAGUGCAGGCUGCUCAGACAGAUCAACAUUCAAAAUGAGAACGCAAGCCCCGUAAAAGCGUUAGGAGCGGUGCGAGCUCUGACACCCACCAGCUCCCCCCUGUCCUCCCCUAGCAAGCACGGCGAUCGCUUCAUUCCCUCCCGGGCUGGAGCCAACUGGAGUGUCAACUUCCACCGCAUCAAUGAAAUUGAAAAGUCGCACAAUCAAAACAGAAAAACCAAAGAUGGCACAACAGACAGCAACAAAGCCGAUGGUCUGGCCUACUCAGCCCUGCUGAAGAACGAGCUGCUAGGAGCCGGCAUCGAGAAAGUCCAGGACCCCCAGUCAGAGGACCGCCGUCUGCAGCCGUCCACUCCCGCCAAGAGAAGCCUUUUUAGUUAUUCUGUAAGUGCCAAGAGGGCUCUGCCAGAAGAAGAUGGAAACACAGUCUCUCCAUAUUCUCUGUCUCCUGUCAGUAGCAACAGCCAGAAACUGCUGCGGUCGCCGAGGAAACCAACCCGCAAAAUAUCCAAAAUUCCUUUCAAAGUCCUGGAUGCGCCAGAGCUUCAGGACGACUUCUACCUCAACCUAGUGGACUGGUCCUCCCUGAACGUGCUCAGUGUUGGACUGGGUACCUGUGUUUACCUGUGGAGUGCCUGCACCAGCCAGGUGACACGCCUAUGUGACCUUUCUGUAGAGGGCGAUUCUGUGACAUCAGUGGGCUGGUCCGAGAGGGGUAACCUGGUGGCGGUGGGGACUCAUAAAGGCUAUGUACAAAUCUGGGAUGCAGCAGCAGGGAAGAAGCUCUCCGUACUAGAAGGACACACAGCCAGAGUGGGUGCGUUGGCAUGGAAUGCGGACCAGCUGUCGUCCGGGAGCCGCGAUCGCGUGAUCCUGCAGAGGGACAUCCGAGCCCCGCCUCUCCAGUCGGAGCGCCGUCUCCAAGGGCACAGACAGGAAGUCUGCGGGCUCAAGUGGAGCACAGACCACCAGCUGCUAGCCUCGGGUGGAAAUGACAACAAGUUGCUGGUGUGGAACCACUCGAGUGUCCUCCCGGUGCAGCAGUACACAGAGCACUUGGCUGCAGUGAAGGCCAUCGCCUGGUCUCCCCACCAGCACGGCCUGCUGGCCUCCGGCGGCGGCACCGCCGACCGGUGCAUCCGCUUCUGGAACACCCUGACCGGCCAACCCUUACAGUGCACAGACACCGGCUCUCAGGUCUGCAACCUGGCCUGGUCCAAGCACACUAAUGAACUGGUCAGCACACAUGGCUAUUCCCAGAACCAGAUCCUGGUGUGGAAGUAUCCCUCUCUUACUCAAGUGGCCAAACUUACCGGACAUUCCUACAGAGUACUCUACCUGGCCAUGUCCCCCGACGGAGAAGCCAUUGUGACCGGAGCCGGAGACGAAACACUUCGCUUCUGGAACGUCUUUAGCAAGAUGAGAUCCACCAAGGAAUCGGUGUCAGUGCUGAACCUCUUCACCAGGAUCCGGUAGUAAGCAAGCCUCUGUACCAUGACGGAAUAAAGCCAGGAAGGGAAUUAAUCUUUGCAUGUAUCAAGCUGUAAACGGGCCCAUUCUUUGAGUUUUCACCUCAGUAGUCUACAGAGGCCCCACCCCCCCCCCCCCCCCCCCCCCCCCCCCCCCCCCCCCCCCCCCCCCCCCCCCC
Messenger RNA from Etheostoma cragini (Arkansas darter), 1851 nucleotides. RefSeq names its product fizzy-related protein homolog. The record is from RefSeq and is a predicted model, not a curated record. Gene Ontology annotation, biological process: positive regulation of ubiquitin protein ligase activity; positive regulation of anaphase-promoting complex-dependent catabolic process; anaphase-promoting complex-dependent catabolic process. NCBI's taxonomy places the organism in Eukaryota, Metazoa, Chordata, Actinopteri, Perciformes, Percidae. Gene Ontology annotation, cellular component: anaphase-promoting complex. The transcript has 14 exons. Bases 189 to 1679 code for a protein of 496 amino acids. Gene Ontology annotation, molecular function: anaphase-promoting complex binding; ubiquitin ligase activator activity; protein binding.